Molecule: messenger RNA, 1416 nt
Organism: Otolemur garnettii (small-eared galago)
Lineage: Eukaryota; Metazoa; Chordata; Mammalia; Primates; Galagidae
Gene: MATCAP1
Product: KIAA0895 like
Exons: 6
Coding region: 1-1416 (471 amino acids)
Source: RefSeq, a predicted model, not a curated record
AUGGUGCUGGACUCAGGGGAUCAGGUAUAUGAGCAGGCACCCCCCAGCCCGCCUGGCAGUCCCUCAUCUCUGCACCAUAAGCUGAAGCCCUCAGACCAAGAUGUGCCACCAAGGUACCCCUGGCCUCAGUCCUUGGCCUUGCCCCUUGCUCUGGCAGUCCCCUCAGCACUGCAGCCCCAGCCUGAGCGACACCUCUCCUCAAAGCUGCAUAUGGGCUACCGUAGCCACAUGCGUCGCAGUGAGAGCACCUACACUGUAAAUAGUACUGGCCAGCAGAGGUGUGGCACCCAGCGACGGGCUCUGUCUGGACAAGGACGGAGCCUAGGUGGGGGCAACCUGCGGUCUGCAGCAUCCCUACCUCACAUUGCUAAGACUCGAAAGGAUGGAGGCCAUGGUACCAGCAAGAGCCCCUGCAUGUUAGUGGCCCUGCGACCAAUCAACAUGGACCAUGAACGGGACAAGUUCUUCCAGUCCCAUUACACCUACAACCCACAGUUUGAGUACCAGGAGCCCAUGCCCACGGCUGUACUGGAGAAGUACUGUGAGGCCUCUGGACAGUUCAUUCAUCAGGCAGUUGGCAUCAUUGAAGCUGUUCUGGAGAAGUUUGGCACCUAUGAACACUUUGAGGCUGCUACUGGGGGCCAGCUGCUGACCAAGUGCCAGAUUUGGUCCACUGUGCGCAAAUACAUGCAAAAGGAGGGCUGCGUUGGGGAGGUUGUGGUGCAGCUGAGUGAGGACCUGCUGUCCCAGGCAGUGAUGAUGGUGGAAAACAGCCGACCCACACUGGCGAUCAAUCUGACUGGAGCCCGCCAGUAUUGGUUGGAAGGGAUGCUGCGGCACGAGAUAGGUACCCACUACCUGCGAGGUGUAAACAACUCGCGACAGCCAUGGCACAGUGCCGAGGGCCGGCUGCGGUACGGGCUGCGCCCAGCUAACCCCACGGAGGAGGGCCUGGCCAGCCUGCACAGCGUGCUGUUCCGCAAGCAGCCCUUCCUGUGGCGCGCCGCCCUGCUGUACUACACCAUCCACCGCGCCGCUCGCAUGUCUUUCCGACAGCUCUUCCAGGAUCUGGCGCGCUACGUGCAGGACGCAGACGUGCGCUGGGAGUACUGCGUGCGCGCCAAGCGUGGCCAAACCGACACUUCAAAGCCCGGCUGCUUCAGCAAGGAUCAGGUGUACCUGGACGGCAUCGUGCGCAUUCUGCGACACCGCGAGACCAUCGACUUCCCGCUGCUGACCUCGCUGGGCAAGGUGUCCUAUGAGGAUGUGGACCACCUGCGGCCCCAUGGGGUGCUGGAUAAAACCCGGGUGCCCCACUUCAUGCAAGACUUGGCACGCUACCGGCAGCAGCUGGAGCACAUCAUGACCACCAACCGGCUGGAUGAGGCAGAGCUGGGCCGCCUGCUGCCCGACUGA